AUGUCCUCGCAACAUCCAGUUGGGAAGCCGUCACCAGCCGGGUCCGAUACGUCGUCUGACCAUGGCGGCCUGGGUUCCAAAUCCGCUGUCGACGAUAAGGUUACUGUCGAUGCCGCGCCUCCGACAGCGCCCGCGCUUGCAACGCAGCAGACUCAACGCAUGGAAGCGGCAAUGGGCGAUGCCAUCCUCCGCUUUUUCAUGAUUCGGAAAGGACCGAAGGCAGAAGAGUACGACCUCGACGCGAUUGCCACGCAACCGAGUAUAUGGGAUUCCGAGAAUGUCGAGGAGUACAAGAGCCUCUACAUCCACCCGCAAUGGGAGAACUGGGCUGCUUUUGAUCCCAGUUUCCGAUGGACAUGGAGAGAGGAACGUGCUGUUAGGCGUAAAGUCGACUGGAAAAUCAUGGUUUGGGCAUGUGUCAUGUUCGCAGCCCUCAACAUCGACCGGAACAAUAUCUCCAACGCCGUUUCCGAUAAUAUGCUUGACGAUCUCGGGUUGACGCGAGGCGACUACAACCUUGGUCAAACAAUAUCCCGGGUUGGCUUUCUUGUUGCCGAGCUUCCAUCGCAGUUGAUUUCCAAGCGUAUUGGACCCGAUCUGUGGAUUCCCAUCCAGAUUUGCCUCUUCUCUAUUAUCUCUGGAGCGCAAUUCUUCCUAAAGGGUCGAGCGUCCUUUCUUGCGACAAGAUACCUCAUCGCAACCUUUCAAGGAGGUUUCAUCCCGGACACUAUCCUCUACUUGAGUUAUUGGUACACAGGCACUUCACUUCCGAUUCGACUGGCCUGGUUUUGGAUGUCUUCGCAACUAGUUGACAUCGGUGUUGGAUUCGCUGCUGUCGGUCUGGUUUCGAUGCGCGGCAUUUUGGGAUACGAGGGCUGGCGUUGGUUGUUCCUCAUCGAAGGUGCUUUCACUUUCUGUGUCGGACUGUGCUCGUUCUUCCUUAUGCCUCAAUGCCCUGCCAAGACGAAGAGUUGGUGGAACCCCAAGGGUUACUUUAACGAGAAGGAGGAGAAGAUCAUUGUCAACUCCGUCAUCCGCGACGAUCCCCAGAAAGGUGGCAUGUACAACCGACAAGGUCUGUCCGUCAAGCAGAUCUGGGAAUGCUCCAAGGAUUACGACAUGUGGCCAUUGUACGCUCUUGGCUUGCUCUUCGGCUUGCCGAAGUACCCUGUCAACCAGUACCUUACUUUGUCGCUCCGAGACCUCAAGUUCAACGUCAUCCAGACCAACCUGCUCUCAAUCCCGUGGAUCAUCGGGUCAAGUAUCACCAUGUUGGCCAUUACGGCUGCUAGCGAGCUCUGCAACAAUCGCAGUUUCGUCGCCAUGGCUGAGGAUGCAUGGUUAUUGCCAUGCUUCAUCGCCCUGAUUGUAAUCGCGAACCCAAGCCCCUGGGCUUACUUUGCUAUUGCGACAGUUUUGUUAUCCUUCCCUUACACGCAUCCUAUUCAAGUUGCCUGGACAAGUAGGAAUGCCGGAUCCGUCCAGAACAGAACAGUGUCCGCAUCCCUGUACAAUAUGUGGGUUCAAGUCAGUGGUAUGAUCGGCGCAAAUAUCUAUCAACCAAGUGAUGCCCCUCGGUACUUCAAAGCCAACAAGGGCCUAUUGGUCAUUUGUAUUUGGAUGUGUGUUGUACAAUACCCCUUCACCUACUUCUACUAUCGGUGGAGGAACAACAGCAAAGCCAAGAAGUGGGAUGCUAUGACACCAGAGCAGCAACACGACUACCGUGCCAACACAACGGAUAAAGGCAACAAACGUCUUGACUUCCGAUUCGCCACCUGA
This is a messenger RNA of Colletotrichum paranaense, 1782 nucleotides long. Its product is annotated as major facilitator superfamily transporter. Gene Ontology annotation, biological process: transmembrane transport. Lineage: Eukaryota; Fungi; Ascomycota; Sordariomycetes; Glomerellales; Glomerellaceae. The record is from RefSeq and is a predicted model, not a curated record. The coding region runs from base 1 to 1782 and encodes 593 amino acids. Gene Ontology annotation, cellular component: membrane. Gene Ontology annotation, molecular function: transmembrane transporter activity. The transcript has 17 exons.